UUUUUUAUCCGAUCAAAAUUCAAAGAUUCGGUCUAGAUUUUUGGAAGCAUUCGUGUCGAAAACCCAGAUAAAGUCAAUCAAUCUCCCUUUCCCUCCGCCUGUGGAUGUGCAGACACUGUCUUUAGCCAAAAAAUUUGUCAUAAAAUUUGAGGUACAACUGUUUUACUUGCUUACUUUGCUGCUGAUUCUAGCGUGUAAUCCAUAUGUUAUUCAAUACCAUAACCUCGAAGAAACAUGGAAGCCAACAAUGGAAUUGCGGAAGAUAUUACCGAAUUAAUAGGAAACACCCCUAUGGUUUAUCUUAAAAAGAUGGUGGAUGGUUGUGUUGCUCGCAUUGCCGCCAAAUUAGAGACUAUGGAACCCUGCUCAAGUGUAAAAGAUAGGAUUGCAUUUAGUAUGAUUAAAGAUGCAGAAGACAAGGGUCUGAUUACCCCUGGGAAGACGGUGUUGGUUGAGGCCACCAGCGGCAAUACUGGGAUCGGGUUGGCUUUCAUUGCAGCAACUAGAGGUUACAAACUUAUUCUAGUUAUGCCAGCUACUUAUAGCAUGGAAAGAAGGAUUGUUAUGCGGGCUUUUGGAGCAGAGUUGUGCAUCACAGAUGCAGCCAAGGGCAUUGAUGGUGUUUUUCAGAAAGUCGAUGAAAUAGUAGCGAAAACGGCCAAUAGUUAUUUUCUUAAGCAAUUUGAUAAUCCUGCUAACCCAAAGAUUCAUUAUGAAACAACCGGACCGGAGAUAUGGAAUGGCUCUAAAGGGAAAGUUGAUGCUUUCGUUUCUGGCAUAGGGACAGGUGGCACCGUGACUGGCGUGGGGAGGUUUCUUAAGGAGAAAAACGCAAACAUAAAGGUAUAUGGUGUAGAGCCAACUGAAAGUGCUGUACUAAAUGGAGGAAACCCCGGACCUCAUAAGAUCCAAGGAAUUGGAGCGGGCGUUAUUCCUGAUGUUUUGGAUGUCAGUGUUCUUGAUGAAGUUGUUACGAUAUCUAGUGAAGAAGCCAUUGAAACUGCUAAGCUUCUAGCACUCAAAGAAGGGUUGCUGGUGGGGAUUUCAUCCGGGGCUGCAGCAGCCGCUGCCAUUAGAAUAGCAAAACGACCAGAAUACGCUGGAAAGCUCAUCGUUGUGGUUUUUCCGAGCUUCGGGGAACGUUAUUUGUCGACCGUGUUAUUUGAUUCGGUGAGGAAUGAAGUCGAAAACUUGCCAAUUGAAUGA
Messenger RNA from Cynara cardunculus var. scolymus (artichoke), 1206 nucleotides. RefSeq names its product cysteine synthase-like. The coding region runs from base 235 to 1206 and encodes 323 amino acids. The transcript is spliced from 11 exons. The record is from RefSeq and is a predicted model, not a curated record. Lineage: Eukaryota; Viridiplantae; Streptophyta; Magnoliopsida; Asterales; Asteraceae. Gene Ontology annotation, molecular function: cysteine synthase activity. Gene Ontology annotation, cellular component: cytoplasm.